AUGGAGGACAAGGCAGAGCCUAAGGUCCUGGAGUUGGGGAUACAGAGACUAGUAAUAAGUAAAGCUGUUGGAGAGAUCUUGACACCAUGGUGGGAGAAUCAAGACCAGGUGAGAGUUGAGAAUAGAGCUGAAAGUCAGAAACUACGGAAGAGAAAUCGGAGGGAUGCUGGAGGUGAGAAUCUUCCUGAAACUCAGGCACGAAGAGGAGAGAAACAGAAACAGUUAAGAUGUAAAAUUGAUGCAGAGACCCAAAUGCCAAUGUGGGAGACCCAGGAUAGGAGUAGGAAUAAGGAUGCUAUAGAGACCCAGUCUUUUGAGAAGAAUAAGAAAGAAGCCAGAGGAGAGGAUGAAGGAGAGACCCAGGCCCAAGGGUUGAGGAAGCAGGGCCAGACUGGAACUGAGAAUGGUGGGGAGACCCAGCUGCCAGGGUGGGGAAAACAAGACCAGAUUAAAGGUGAUACUAGUAUAGAAAUUCAGGCAGAAAAGAGGAAAAGAAAGGGCCAGGUUGGAGGUGAGAAUGCUGUGCAAAUUCAGAUAUCUGGGAGGGAGAACUUGGGGGAAGUGAAAAAAGAGGAUGGCCUAGAGACCCAAGCCCUGGGGUGGGGAAAACAGGAAUGCGUUCAAAGUGAGAAUGUUACAGAGAUCCAGACACCAGGGUGGGAGAUGCAGGAUCAAAACGGAAAUGAGAAAGCUGGGAAGGUCCAAGCAUUUAGGGUAGAGAUCCAGAAACAACUAAGACAUGAACUUCAAGUGGGGUGGGGAAAUCAAGGCCUGAAAACAGGUGAGGAUUCUGGGGAAAGCCAGAUAUCUAGAAGGAAGAACCUCAGGGAGAUAAGAGAGGAGGAUUGGGUGGUGAUCCAGGCACGAUUCUGGGGAGACCAGAAACUAGUAGCAAGUGAAAUUGGCAGAGAAUUCAAGAUACCAUGUUGGGGGAAUCAGGACCAGAUUGGAGGUGAACAUAGAGCAGAAAUUCAGGCACUGGAGAAGAGAGACCAGAGAAAGAACGGAGAUGAAGAUGGUGCAAAUAUCCUGGCGCCCAAGGCAGAGAACCAGAGACAAUUAAGAGGUGUACCUCAUGUAGAGACCCAUCUACCAGGAAGGAGGAAUCAGGAGCGGUUUGUUGAUGAGAAUAGUACAGACAUCCAGGCAACAGGGAAGAGAAACCUGAGAGGCGUUAAAGGUGAACAUGGUAAAGAGACUCAGGAACUUGGGGAAGAAAACCAGCAUCAGUUAAACAGUGAAAUUAAUGGAAGGAUUCUCAUACCGAAGUGGAUAAAUCAGGAACACAUUAGAGGCAAGGAUGGUGCAAAUGCCCAGGCAUCUGAGGCACAGAAUUGGGGAGAAUUAGCAAGUAAAACUGAUAUAGAAACUCAUUCAGCAGAAUGGAAGAAAGAGGAGCAGAUGGGAGGUGAGAAUGGUGCAGAAUUUCAAAUCCAAGAGAAGAGAAACCUGAGAGGGACCACAGGUGAUGAUGAUAAAGAGACCCAGUCUCCUGGGGGAGAUUAUCAGGGAGAGUUAAGAAGUGAAAUCGAUGGAGAGAUCCAGAUACAAGGGCAAGGCAGCCAGAAUAAGGGUGAAGAUGAGGACGCUGCAGAAAUCCAGGAUGUAGGGAGCCAGAGAAAGUGCAGAGCUGAGGAUGCUGGAAGGCUUCGAGUACUAAGGGGAAGAAACAAGGGCCAAGUCAGAGGAAAGGAUGCUGCUAAAGGCAAUCUCCGAGUUGACUGUUCUGUGGGAACAGGCUGUGGCCUCUGCUCCCUGCCCUGA
This is a messenger RNA of Globicephala melas (long-finned pilot whale), 1764 nucleotides long. RefSeq lists its product as uncharacterized. The record is from RefSeq and is a predicted model, not a curated record. Lineage: Eukaryota; Metazoa; Chordata; Mammalia; Artiodactyla; Delphinidae.